CACCCGUCCUGGAAACACCUUUGAGGAAUAGGGACAGCCAUAAGGAACCAGGCCCCUAGUACCAGCACUUGCCAGCGCGUCCCUGGCUUGGGAAGCUGCAUUCAGGGAGGUGCAGAGAACAGGGUUGGGGGCUCCUGCUCUUGGUUCCUCAACCCCUGCCCAGGACCCAGAGGCUGGUGCCCCCGUCCUGAGACCCUCGGGGGAGCAGACACCUGCAGGACCUCGCACCAGGCCUCCCGGGCUCCCCGCCUCUCUCUCAAGAGGCCCAGCGCUUUCUCUGGGGCCUAUGCCUGCUCACCCACGAUCCUAGCGUCCACUGUCACCCCUUUCCAUCCUUUCCUGCCUAUUACCCAUCCUCACACUCCCAUCCCACCUCCACUACUGAGUCCAGCGCUCACCUUCCACUCAUACCUCUUGCACUUGUGUUCCUGUGCCCGGCUCUGACCUCCACUGGGGCGCCUAGUGGAGGGCCCCUUUAGCCCGCGGAGGUGCUGGGGCAGCUGGGGCUGGGUCUUAAUGUUCAGGGCACUCUCUCUCCCAUUGCUGGUCUUUCCCAACCCAGCUGCCUGGGUGCUGUUCCUGUCCCCUGAACAGGAGAUGAUUUAAACGGCUUUGGAAGAAGAGAGGCCAUGUGUGGGAGAGACAGGGUGUAACCACAGAGAUGAGGCCUGGAGGGAGGAGUUUCUGCCCCAGCAAGUGAAUUUAAGGGCCAGAUCUGAGCCCUGGAAGGCUCCAGUGGAUGCCAGGUAUCUGAAGGGCAAAACCACGGGCUGCUGGAGCCUGCAUCAUGUCGAGUCCACAGAGGAGGAAGGCUCUGCCCUGGGCACUGUCACUGCUUCUCAUGGGCUUCCAGCUCCUGGUGACCUAUGCCUGGUGUUCUGAAGAGGAAAUGGGUGGUAAUAAUAAAAUAGUCCAGGAUCCUAUGUUCCUCGCCACAGUGGAGUUUGCCUUGAACACUUUCAACGUUCAGAGCAAGGAGGAGCAUGCCUACAGACUGUUGCGCGUUUUGAGUUCAUGGAGAGAGGAUAGCAUGGACAGAAAGUGGCGAGGUAAGAUGGUGUUCUCCAUGAAUCUACAACUACGCCAAACUGUAUGUUGGAAAUUUGAAGAUGACAUUGAAAACUGCCCUUUUCAAGAAAGCCCAGAGCUGAACAAUGUAAGACAGGGUGUCAGCUUUCCUCAGGUCCACAACUGUGGAUGCUGCAUGGGGUGUGGUGUGGGCACAGGAGCAGCUGACAAAGCCAUUCCGAGCGACAAAGGCAAGUGAGCCCACAGCAGGCUCUACCAGGCUGCCCUGCUUGUGCCUUAGUGGGAAGCCCAGUGAGGCAGGGAGCCCAGGGCUUCACUUUCAGGCCCCCGGCCAAUCUGAGUUUCCUGACUCUGCCCUCUGACACCAUUGCAGCUGCCUGCACCUGGGCCACAUGGCCUUCAGAACCUUCUCUCUGGUCUUCCUCCCCAUUCUUCCCUGCCUUCUAGAGAAAGAGCCUGGAGACAAUGGUGACAAUGUCUGUGGAUACUUUUCUCAGGGUUUCCCUACCCUGUUCUAGACCCAAAAGUGGUGAAGGCUGAGAAGAAGCCCCACUGCCCUCACUCCUAGUCC
This is a messenger RNA of Macaca mulatta (Rhesus monkey), 1600 nucleotides long. RefSeq names its product cystatin 9 (gene CST9). Gene Ontology annotation, biological process: antimicrobial humoral response. NCBI's taxonomy places the organism in Eukaryota, Metazoa, Chordata, Mammalia, Primates, Cercopithecidae. Gene Ontology annotation, molecular function: cysteine-type endopeptidase inhibitor activity. The record is from RefSeq and is a predicted model, not a curated record.